Molecule: messenger RNA, 1428 nt
Organism: Sesamum indicum (sesame)
Lineage: Eukaryota; Viridiplantae; Streptophyta; Magnoliopsida; Lamiales; Pedaliaceae
Product: UDP-glucose 4-epimerase GEPI48
Biological process (GO): galactose metabolic process
Cellular component (GO): cytosol
Molecular function (GO): UDP-glucose 4-epimerase activity
Source: RefSeq, a predicted model, not a curated record
GAAGCUGUGAUCCAAGCUUUCUCUACGCUGGACGUCCUCGAUCACCUCUCACCCCCUACUCCUCGUACUCGGUUCUUGGACAUUUGUGAAACGCAGAUACGUGCCAACCAUGACUAUUCUUGUGACAGGGGGAGCCGGCUACAUCGGGAGCCACACUGUGCUCCAGUUGCUGAUGGGCGGAGACAAGGUUGUGGUGGUGGAUAAUUUGGAUAAUUCAUCCGAAACUGCCAUCAAGAGGGUCCAAGAACUUGCCGGUGAACGUGGCAAAAACCUUACCUUUCAUAAGAUUGAUCUCCGCGAUAAGCCAGCACUUGAGAAGCUUUUUGCUUCCCAAAAGUUCAACGCUGUCAUUCACUUUGCUGGACUAAAAGCAGUUGGAGAAAGUGUGCAGAAACCCUUGAUGUAUUAUGACAAUAACCUUGUUGGUACAAUUGUUCUGCUAGAAGUUAUGGCUGCCCAUGGAUGUAAAAAUCUCGUGUUUUCAUCCUCGGCUACUGUGUACGGUUGGCCGAAAAAGGUCCCAUGCACAGAGGAGUUUCCCAUUGGUGCUACGAAUCCUUAUGGUCGGACAAAGCUUUUCAUUGAAGAGAUGUGCCGUGACCUUUACCAGUCCGACAAAACGUGGAAAAUCAUUUUGCUGAGGUACUUCAACCCAGUUGGUGCACAUCAGAGUGGCUAUAUUGGUGAAGAUCCUCGAGGAAUCCCAAACAAUCUUAUGCCGUUUGUGCAACAAGUAGCUGUUGGAAGGCGAAAUGCCCUUACAGUUUUUGGAUCUGACUAUGGGACCAAGGAUGGAACAGGGGUACGUGAUUACAUCCAUGUCGUGGAUUUAGCAGAUGGCCAUCUUGCUGCUUUGGCCAAGCUCUCUGAUCCUUCUGUAGGCUGCGAGGUGUACAAUCUUGGGACAGGGAAAGGUACAUCCGUCUUGGAAAUGGUAUCAGCAUUCGAGAAAGCUUCUGGAAAGAAAAUCCCGUUGGUGAUGGCUGCACGACGACCCGGUGAUGCUGAGACCGUAUAUGCUGAAACAGACAAAGCCGAACGGGAGUUGAAGUGGAAGGCUAAAUACGGGGUCGAUGAGAUGUGCCGAGACCAAUGGAACUGGGCUAGCAAGAACCCCUACGGUUACGAGGCUCCCACCAAGUGAUGUUGGAGCCGAAGGGCGUUGACGUUGAGCCGGAAUCCACCAUGGUUUUAGCUCUUUUAAUAGGAAUUCUGGGAAUGUUGUAUGCAUCCCUUCCCCUUUAAGUUUGUUAAACAAGAAAAAUAAAUGCCAAGACGAUUAGGCGUUGUAAUCUUGCUUUUCCGGUAUAGUUCGUAGCUUCUUUGUUCAGAAAAUAUAGUAUAGCUUCAAACAAUUCCGACACUUUCUGGUUAGUCCAUUUAUACCAAUAAAGGAUUGUUUUGCCCAUGUGGGCUUUUCUUUUUUUC